AUGGCCUGGACAGACCUCCAGUCUGUUCUUUCUCAACCGGCCUGCCAUGACUCUAACAUCACGGUGCACGUCUCUAAGACCACCAAUAGAUCGUUUGUCAACCAAGUCUAUGACCUAGAUAUCCUCUAUGCGCUUGCCGGCAAGCAGAUUUUGGUCUCCAAUUCCUACAGUAUUUCGUCCCGACUAUGCGAACCUUCCCAGACCAACACCCACUCGGAUACUCUCCAGGUCAUGAUCCAUGGGGCGUCGUUCAAUAAGAACAUGUGGGAUUCUCAAUACCAACCGGAGACUUACAGCUGGGUUCAACGCAUGAAUAAGGAGGGCUAUUACACCCUCGCCGUGGAUCUGAUCGGAAACGGAAACAGUACAUUCCCCGAUGGCCUCCUGGAGGCCCAGACUCAAACUUAUGUUGAGACAACCCACCAGCUGAUCCAGCAGAUCCGCAAUGGCACCGUCGGCGGCCGCCGAUGGCGCAAGGUUGUCAUUGUCGGUUUUUCCAUCGGGGCCAUCGUCGCCAACUCGCUCGCCCAGCAAUAUCCAGAAGAUAUGGAUGCAAUUGUACUGCACGGCAUCUCUUGGGAUUCCAGCUGGAUCUAUCCCGCCUUUCUCGCUGGACUCCAGGCACCCGCCCCGCAGAUUGACCCAGCUCGUUGGGGCCAAAUUCCGGCGACCUAUCAAACCCAGUCGACUCGGGAAGGUCGAAAAGUGGCAUGCUUCGCGGGAUCAUACGAUGAAAACAUUCUGGAAUACGACUGGAAUACCCGCGAUUUCGACUCUAUGGGGGCCGCUGUGACCUUUGUUUAUCACCUGGUGGAAGCGCCGAAGUACACUGGUCCAGUAUUCUUAGGUAUCGGUGACCGGGACGCAACCUUUUGUGGCGGUCAACGUUGCGGCAGUCAGCCAUAUGCGUUGUAUGACAAGUUUCCCAGCGCCAUUGAUCAUGACAUCAACUUGUAUCCCGAAACCGGACACUUGAUUCUCUUCCAUCGAGCUGCGCCAACCUUGAUGGCUGACUCGCUUGCUUUCUUGAGGAAGCAUAAUUUGUGA
This is a messenger RNA of Penicillium egyptiacum, 1047 nucleotides long. The record is from the annotation of a GenBank genome assembly. Lineage: Eukaryota; Fungi; Ascomycota; Eurotiomycetes; Eurotiales; Aspergillaceae.